Molecule: messenger RNA, 1146 nt
Organism: Durusdinium trenchii
Lineage: Eukaryota; Dinophyceae; Suessiales; Symbiodiniaceae
Source: the annotation of a GenBank genome assembly
AUGGCAGCCCGGGUUAUCCUUUCAUUGCUCUUCCUGCCUGUGGCAUUGGCUGAGAAAUGGGCUGUCAUUGCUGCUGGCUCCCAAGGCUUUAUGAACUAUCGUCAUCAGGCAGACGCUUGCCAUGCUUACCAGAUUAUGCUGAAGAGUGGCGUGCCAGCUGCAAACAUCAUCCUCAUGAUGCAGGAUGACGUGGCGAAGAGUUCGGAGAAUCCCUUCCCUGGACAGCUCUUCAACAAACCGGGCAAUGCAUCUCUGGAUGUCUACAAGGGUUGCAAGGUUGAUUACUCUGGGGACAUUGUCACAGCUCAGCUCUUUCUGGAUGUGCUCACUGGCAAGGGGAAGGGCAAGGAGGCAUGCGAGAGCGGUUCCAUGCUCCCAGAUCUGAAAGAUGAUGGCAAGAUUCUGGCUGUGACGGCUUCCAAUGGCAAGGAGUCGUCUUGGGGCACCUACUGUGGUGAUGAAGCCGUGGUCAAGGGCAAGAACAUUGGUUCCUGCCUGGGCGACCUGUUUUCAGUGAACUGGAUGGAGGAUGACGACCUGGGCAAAUUGGCAUCUGAGACCUUCCGCUCACAGAUUUCGAAGGUGACCAAACUCACCAACAAGAGCCAUGUUUGCAGCUUUGGUGACAAGUCUUUCGAGGAUGAGGCUAUCGGCCGAGUGGAAGGGGCCUUGAUCUCUGAUGUCUUCUCGGACUCCUCUAAGGGUGCGGUGGACGCACGUGACAUUUAUGUGACUCAAGCCUACUGGGCAUGGCAAAACGCGGCCGUGGAUCAGAAGGAGAAGGCUUGGGCUCGUUUUGUGGGCAUUGUGAACGAUCGCGAGAGGGAUGAUCAACUCUUUGCUACAAUGGGCCGACAAGCGUGUGGUUCCACCAAAGUGCAGUUGGACGAGUGCCAGCAGAGCAUUUUGGGAGACCGUGCUGAGAUGAAGGACAUGGACUGCCACAAGAAGUUGGCAACUCUUGUGCACGAGCACUGCCCUGUCUCUUCCAGCCAUCAUGCCACAGGCGGCUGGAAUGGCUACAACAUGAAGUUCUCCCAAGUGCUUCUGAACCUUUGUGAGCACCAAGAGGAACUUGGGCAGAGUGUGGAUCAGCUGGCCCAAAUUGUCGAAGAGGAAUGCAGCAAGGCCAUUUGCAGCAAAUAA